AUGGCGGCCCUCAGGAUCGGAGUCCUGGCGCUGCAAGGAGCAUUUGCUGAGCAUAUGGAUACGCUUUCUAAGUUUCCGGAUGUUCAGCCUAGCUUGAUCAAGACCACGGCAGAUCUCGCAGGAUUAGAUGGUAUCAUCAUCCCGGGCGGCGAGUCGACCGUCAUUGGUAAGCAACUGGCGGCUUCAGAUCUUGGCGAUGAAAUCAGAGCCUUCUCCCAGCAGCAAAAGAAGCCCAUCUUUGGCACAUGCGCCGGGUUUAUCCUGCUUGCAGAUGAAAUCACAAAGACAACGAGCACUGGCAUCAAGUCGCAAAAGGAAGGCGGACAGUACAUCCUCGGUGGCAUGUCCGUCGAGAUUGAGCGCAACUUCUUCGGCAGGCAAAUCAACUCAUUUGAAGCGCAAGUUGACUCGGAAAUUCUCGGUGCCGAGCCGUUUCAUGCAGUCUUCAUCCGCGCACCGGCUGUCCUUGCUGUCCAUGGUGAUGCUCAAGUCUUGGCAAGCGUCGAGCAUGCAGGCAAGACUGUCGUUGUUGCAGUCAGGCAGCACAACUUCUUGGGCACCUCCUUCCACCCAGAGCUCACAACAGAUAACCGAUGGCAUCAAUACUUUGUGCAGAUGGUGCGUGAA
Molecule: messenger RNA, 627 nt
Organism: Protomyces lactucae-debilis
Lineage: Eukaryota; Fungi; Ascomycota; Taphrinomycetes; Taphrinales; Protomycetaceae
Product: PdxT/SNO family
Exons: 1
Biological process (GO): pyridoxal 5'-phosphate biosynthetic process; pyridoxine metabolic process
Cellular component (GO): glutaminase complex; cytosol
Molecular function (GO): glutaminase activity
Source: RefSeq, a predicted model, not a curated record